Owenia fusiformis is the source of this 897-nucleotide messenger RNA. The record is from the annotation of a GenBank genome assembly. NCBI's taxonomy places the organism in Eukaryota, Metazoa, Annelida, Polychaeta, Sabellida, Oweniidae.
AUGAUGUCUUGCUGUUGUUGCCUUGGACCGACUUGUAAAGAGGAGUUCCAUUGGAGAACUUUUGGACUUGCCUAUAAUAAACCAAAUCACUUCCACGAGGCUCAGUGGAGUUGGCCCAAAGCCUUCUAUGUGGUCCACUGUCUGUUCUGGGCCCUUUGGAACACCGCCUUCAUAAUCGCCAGUGGCUUUUGGAGCACCACGUGGUACACAACUGAGGACAAUAAGAUAAAAUGGUUCGUUUACCUCACAAACUGGGCGUACUUUAUGAUUACCAUUCAUAGCAUCUAUAAGUUAUGUACGGUCAUACAUUACAGCAGGACCAAGUCAGCAGACGGAAAUAGCAACAUGCCAGUACCCCUUAAGAUUCAGUGGAUUAUUUCCAAUAUUUCUUAUACGAUUGCUUUGGCCACUACGAUUGCUUACUGGGGCGUCAUAUACGAUGGUGGGGUCCUGCAUCCUAUUAGUAUAAUGACACAUGCCAUUAAUAGUGUUUACGUCAUCGCAGACAUCAUAUUUGGGGCCCAACCUAUCAGGGUCUAUCAUGGUAUUCACCCCGUAUUGUUUGGCGCCAUCUAUGCAGCAUUCACAGUCGUAUAUGAUGUACUUGGAGGUACUAAUGCAAAAGAUAAGCCGUAUGUUUAUUCUGUGUUGGACUGGAGUGCAAGUUGGUCCGAUUCGCUUAUCUAUUACGUCAUCAUUGGACUCGUGUUGAUACCAAUCAGCCAUCUUAUUCUUUACGCCAUCUAUAGGGCGAGGCUGUGCGUAUACUUGUAUAUUACCUCAGAUGAUGAAGAUUCGCGUAAGGACAAUGGACUUGAAAAAGAUGGUAAAGAAGGAAUGGAGAUUAAAAAUCCAGUUUUCACAAACGAUAAUGGCGAAUCAUACGGGACACUUUAG